AUGGCCAGUGUUAGCGACAAGCUGUGGCCCUCCAUCCCGGCACACUGGCGACACCUGAAAGCGUUUCGAGAACGCUUAUCGGAGGCGCUCGCUGAGCGCCAACACUAUCGACGGCAGCGUGAGCGUCUAGGAGCAGCGUACGCUUCCCAGCAGCGAGAAGCGUCUGCCGAAGGGCUCGCACCUGCGUUCGUGCUAUCCUCUGGCACCGAGGUGGAGCAACUGCAGCGCCUUGUUCAGGAAGUUUUCAAUGUUCUAUCGGAACGUCCCCGAGAUGCUCGCACCGACGCUGGGCGGCUUUCACGGGAUCAGCUGCGGGGUGCUCGUUACUACCUACCGUACUAUGCCGUGGUACGACUACGAACUGCAAUAGAUAUGCUGCUUUGGCUUCAUGGAAAGUAUUCCGCAGAGGUUUCCGAAGGUAUACUGGCGCCUUCGCAGGAUACCAUUGCAACGGGGACCGGUUCUAAGUUACCCGUAACGUGGAGCAUGGACGAACGGCCUGACAUAGCCGACAGUCGCAGCGAACGAGCACGUGUCUCGCUCCGUGGCGCACCCGUGCGAUAUCCCCAAACGCAUAGAGAACCUUUUCCGAUACCCACAGAAGACAUGAGCAGCCGUUUCGUCCUAAACUCGCUGCUUCGAGAGGCCAUCCAAUUAUCGGAUGCCGCUUUUUUCGUCGAGCGCUUUCGCAACCUACAAGUAGAACCUGGUCUGGUCGAGAUUUGGCACGUCCUAGUUUCGAGCCUUUGUCUGUUAACAGACGCAGAGCGUUCAGGCUCCAUGGACAGAACCGCAAGACCAAGCGUCCCGUGCAGGCGUCAUGAGCACGUUCUGCAUAGCAUGAUCGCGAUCCAGCGGUGGCGAGCGGCGGUCCGACUCAGGGAGCCCGCGUCACCGUGGUUUGCCUCAGCGACUUGUGUGGCUUUCAUGCUUUUCGAAGGCUUUCGUCGCGCUUCAGCAGCUUUUGACGAUCAAACGCGCGCACUUGCCUACUUCGGAGACCUCCUGAAUAUCAUAGAACUCAUGACGGAGUUACCAGGUCUGGGACUGCUGCAACGAUUAUCAACGCUGAGGGCGUGGGAACUGAUGUUCCUCAUAUGCUGCAGUGAGAGCAAGUUGUGGAAUGUGCGAAUACCGCCACGGCAAGCAGAAACGAAUGCAUCUGCCGUUUUCCAUGCGGGUGCUUCUUUUGCUGCUGGUUUUUAUGAGCGUCUGGUACGUCCUUUGCACGAAUUUCGCCUUAGUGAGGGUUUAGACGCGCGUCAUACUUCGUAUGCGGCUGAUGACGCGCUCCUGCUCGCAGAGCAUUGCGGGGAACUCGCGAUGCAGACCCUCAGAGCGGUCAUCUUCGACAACGCCCACGGAGCAGCGUAUAAGCGUGCUGUGGUCUCGCUGCUUACCCAACUGAUGUUUGAGCUUGGUCAGGCAUCGCGAACAUCGCGCACCCGACUGACGCGAGCCACGCUAUGCAAGCAGAUCUUGGAUGCAAGCGGAGAUGAUUAUGGUGUUCUCGAUGGGGCGCUUCUGUGUCUGCCACUUCAACGUGGCAUUGAUGCUGGCGGGGUGGGCGUACACACCCCAAGCGGCGGCAUCCUGCGCUGGCACCUGCUCCUGGAACCUGUGGACGAUUCGGUCACUGCGCAGCAUACGUACAUUGACCUGUUGAUGCAACGUGCUAUGGUGUGGCGUUCACUGCCCCGCUUUCCGUGGUUGGUACUUUUCCUGGUUCACCAAGUUGCCUUGUCGAGUUUUGAACAAGUCGGCUACCUGGAUCGUCUUGACCAACCCACAAGACAACUUGUGGCGCUCUACAGACAACGAAUGCGCUCCAGCAGUCAACCAUCGAAGGAUGCGGUUCCCACGCGAGCCCCUCUUGUAAGCGUCUCAGGUCCUGGUGUCGAGGAAGGUUGCGGGAACGCGCACGACCCCGAGACGCAUACCACAUUCGUGCAGGUGCGUGCCGGUGACGUUGCACACGCCGUCCUCAGCGCCAUACACAGUGAUACCGUUUCCGCAGUCGUUCAACCUGCCCAGCAGUUUCUAUGGGACGUUUUCGAGAGCGCUUCGCCGGACAACGCGGAAGCCUGCCUGUCUGUCUGA
Cyanidioschyzon merolae strain 10D is the source of this 2100-nucleotide messenger RNA. RefSeq lists its product as hypothetical. Lineage: Eukaryota; Rhodophyta; Bangiophyceae; Cyanidiales; Cyanidiaceae. The record is from RefSeq and is a predicted model, not a curated record. The transcript has a single exon. The coding region runs from base 1 to 2100 and encodes 699 amino acids.